Messenger RNA from Nothobranchius furzeri (turquoise killifish), 3375 nucleotides. The record is from RefSeq and is a predicted model, not a curated record. NCBI's taxonomy places the organism in Eukaryota, Metazoa, Chordata, Actinopteri, Cyprinodontiformes, Nothobranchiidae.
UCUACUGUACACAAAAUUAGACCAGUGCAGACAUUAAUUCUCCCCGUCAAGCCGUUCAACUGCUGUUUAAGUCCAUCGUCAGGGAGAUUGUGCCCCGACACAGAGUACUGGCAGGCGUUAAUAAUCGAAUCGUUCCUCCGUGUUUCAAUAUUUUUGUUCGUAAAGCGCCAAACAAUCAUAUGUAGCACGACUCUAAUGCGCAUAACAACUAGCAGGUGUUGAUAAUGAGCUUAUUCUGAGCGCCAUGAUGGCGCUUUCUAUGGGUUAGCCUAUCAUUAAAAUCCACGUGUUUAAAUGCAAAAACACGGUGUUGCCUGUUACUGUUUUAAGCUGUAGGCGUUACUGAGCAUAUUUAUGGUGAAUGCGACAGAUUUUAAUUUGGAGUAUUUAACAGUCGAGUAUCCAAUCACAGGAGCGGGUGGCGGUGACGUAAUCCUGAACAGGAAAUUUCUGUUAGGGGUUACCAGGGGAUGAUUUCGUGAUUAAAUACCAUUGUAGUUGGUAACAUAGAUGUUCUUCUUUAUAUUUACGCUUAAACCUGGUGCUGGUUUUCAUUUCUGGUCCAACUAGCGAGCUAAACUCUGGCGUUACACCAUUUAUUACUCGGCUGACAUUGCGCCUAGCAGGGUGAGCGGAGCUUGUACUCCAUUCAUAACAAAAUAUCUGCUUAUAUCCAGCUAAUGGUUUGAACAUGAAUUAAUUUCGAAUAUUACGUCCAAAUUUAAUCAAUACACUUAGUAGAUAUGCUGAACAAAAUAAAUGUUUUCUCCUCAUCCUUUUCUCUCAUUUUUCACUUAAGUUGUCGCACCGGCUAAUUGUAAAGGAGUGGACCCUGUGGUUAGGUUGUGGGCGGGGUUUUGGAGAACAUCGUCCUGCUAUUGGUUGGACCCGCAUUCACGAUAUGUUUUAAACGUCUGGCGGUGAGACGUUUCAAGAUGGUGACAAGGAGGGUUCGAUCAGAGUACAUGAAGAAAUUCAAAGACCCCAAAUGGGACACGUACCACAAAUGUUAUGAGGAGAUGCUGGCGUAUAGGUUGACCCGCAGGCUCCUGGAGCACACACACAACCCCUGGUUCUGGAGUGGCUCGGACACAGACUCGGACUCAGGAGGACACAGUCCCCCUUCUCCCAGUAAAAAUCGAAUCGGAACUAAAGCCAGUAGGGAAGGAGCAGAACUUCAGCUGGAGGAGUGUGAAGAGCCAAGAAGGGACAUUCAGCAGAUGCAGGACCAGCAAACCAGAACCACAGAGGCUGUAGCAAGACUUUCUCUUCAACAUGAAGACGAGAAUGGUUCUGCAGUCCAUGGGUUGCAUCCUGAUGGUACCAGGGGGUCAAAUGUACUGGAGGGGGAGGAAGAGCAGCAGAAAGUCUGCAGCAGAGCCAGUAAAUGGUCAACACACCCUCUCAGAGACAGAGACACGGGAGGUCCUCCAUCACAGAAGACAAAACCUUCCAGAUCCACAAAACAAACUCACCAUUUGCAGCAAGUGAGGUCUUCUCCACUACAGCAGCCCAGAGAGGACACAAAGGAGAGCCGGCAUCCUUUUGCUUUGUAUGGAUGCGGAGAAAAGGAUGCAGACAUCUCAGGGAGGAAGACUUACAACGUCUGUUCUGCAGCUUCCACCUCAGAGAUUCAUGAGUCGGCUCUGCGUGCAAAAACCAGACGGGAGGUGGAGCGUCAGAUCCAGAGCCAGCGAACGGAGCAGAGGAGAGCUAAGUCAGCUGACCCGAGCAAAGUCAGGAAGCUGGUUCAGCCCGAGUUUAACCCCUGGCUCACAGAGUACAUGCGCUGUUUCUCUGCUCGCACCCGUUAGGACAGCUGCUGCUCACCAGGGUUAUUCCCUUUGAACAAUCAAAGUGUAUAGGUUUAUUAACCGGACGCAAGUCAAUUUGAUCAUAUUUUAAAUAAAAACAUUACAUUUAUGGACCACAGAAGGACUUUUAUACAAGUUUGAACAUAAUAUUGAAAUAAUGUUUCUAGCAACUUUAUGAUUAAAGCUAAUUUUGUCAUAAAAAAGAUUUUAGCUGAGCAUACAUAGUUCUUAGAUAAUCUUACAGCCAUGCUUGGAUGUAGUCCCUUUAAAAACAUUCCAGUAAUUGAGCCUUUCUUUAGUAAAAUCCUGAAAUGAAUAAUCAAUAAUGAAUGUACACAAAAACAAAAAUUUUUGUAAAUUAAGAAUGUAUUUAUUCCCAAAUAUUGUGUUAUUCUGGUCUAAGGAAACCUUUGAUUCAGCUCUGAAGUGUGUUUAGAUGUUUUCUGCUGUAUUUGUGGUUUUAGAGCUUUUAGAUGUUCAGGUGGACCACAGUGAUGAUGUGUUUAUGCUUUAGGUGGAAAAUGGUUGAUGUUACAGAAUCAGUCGUGUUUUGAUUAAUUGUGUUUUUCCUAUGAGCGUUUAAAUACUUUGACAUAUUCUGACUUGUUAGACUCAGUCAGGUGUUUUUUAAGUCUUUGGGUGACUGUGGACUCUGAUUUCGUUUUAAAUAAGCAGCACAGGUGAGAUAGUUUGUACAUAAAACACUGCAUUUAAACUGAAUUACAAAUCAGUUAAAUUAAUUCCAGAGAAUAUAAUUAUUAUUGUUGAGGCAAAUUACAGAUAAAGCUUUAAAACCAAACAAAUAAAAAACAUCAACAGGCAGCUGAUUAUUUAAAUUAUAAAUACUGAAAAAACAAAAAAAAAAAAACAAAUAAUUUACCAUUUUGGACCAAAUCUUUUGUCUUUAAAUGUUAUUCAUUUUAAAUAUUUGUACCAAAAAAACCUGCCUAGAAGCAUUAUUCUAGUCUUUAUUGGAUUUAUGUUGAAAUUAACACCAGACAUUCGUAUAAAUACUGAUUCAAGAUUUUUGUUUGUUUUGCAUAAUUGGAUUAUUUUCUGAACAGUGUAGACCAUGAAAUGUUAGAUGUAGUUACAGUAAUAGUUAUUAAGUCUGCUAAGUGCCAUAAAUAGCUACUUUUUUAUUUCAAUGUUUACUUUGUGAAUAUUUUUGCCAAAAAGGUUUUAUAUUCCAACUUGUAUUCAUUUUAUUUGUGGUCACAUUCUUUUCAGUAUUUGGUUACAUAAGUUUUGUAAUUUGUUGUUUAAGUGGCCCGAAGUUAUAUUUUGUGCAAUAUUUAGUUUAAAAGCUGCGUUUGAGCCGGACUUACGUUAAAGAGCAGGGAUCUCUGAUUAUCUGUGGGAGGAAAAACAAACUUGGUUAAAUAAUUGUUUAUGUUUCUGUUUAAUGAGGGCUUUGGAGUGAGGAUGUUUAUACUGUGAAGAGGUUUUACUUGAGUUCAGACUAAACUUUUAAAAUGGUUACUUACAUAUUUCUGUAUAUCAGGAGUUUCGAAAUCACCUUUUGUGUUUACAAUAAAGCAUUUUACCAUUUUCAAACUGA